AUGAAUAAUCUCAAUAAUCAACGAGAUAAAGUUGUGCUUCCAGGAAAUUUGUCGGUUGAAUGUUUUGAACAAGUAUUGAUUCAUUUUAAAAAUGAUCCCGCAACUCUUUUUCAAUGCUUAUUUGUCAAUAGACUUUGGUGUCGUCUUUCAAUACCUUUAUUAUGGAGUCACCCUUUUGAAUAUCAUGGAUUUGGUGAAUUGGCGGCAAAUAUAGUUCAAAUUUAUAUCGCAUGUUUGCCAGAAGAUGAAAGACAAAUUUUGAUUGAUGAAGGAUUAGAACUUCCUGAAUCUAUAUCGCCACUUUUUGAUUAUCCGAAAUAUUUACAAAGUUUUGAAUCUGCUCAUUUCACGGGUGCUAUUAUGUCAUGGCUUUCCACCAGGGUUAAAUCGUGGUCAAGUUACCUCGAAGGACGAGAUUUAGAUAUUUAUCCAUAUACCAACUUUGUUCAAACGAUUCUUGGAAACCUUUUAUUUAGUCGUAGCAAAGGGAUAAGGGAUUUAGACAUCGUGCACUUUGAUGAAGAUGACGAUUCGCUUAUCGCGGACAUUAUAUCAUUUGACGAAGCGAAUCGAGCUUUAUCUAAGCUUGAAAAAUUUCAGUUUGAUUAUUCGGGAUGGUCUGAACAAGAAGAUAAAUCGUCCGAAAUCAUUUCAAAUCUUUUUGAUUUUAUGACCAAUUGCUCUCGUAACAUUCAACAUAUUUAUAUUAAUAUCACAAAUAUCUCUGAACAAGAUUUGAAACUUCAACAAAUUGCGAAAAGUAUCUCGAAAUUAAUUCAAACGCAACACAAUUUACGUGAUCUCGUAAUGUUAGAAUUCUGGAAUCCUACAGCUUCAGCUACAAUUUUUAAAGCGUUACCAGUUCAAGCACAUUCUUUAACAUAUCUAAGACUUCAUGACCUGUAUCAGUAUCAAUUUCGUCUUUUAUUACCAAUCCUACCAAUUUUAAGAAAAUUAGAAACCUUACAAAUUAUUAGUAUUCACCCGGGUGAUGAAGAACCCAUCAAGAAUGUAGAACUACCAGAACCUAUUCACCUUAAGCAUUUACAUUAUCAAGAAGACAAAUACCGGGUGGAUGUAUCAGCGCUUAUAGGAGCAAUCCUAGAGAUGGCAAAUGUAAACCUGGAGACGUUAUCAUGUGUUCAUGUCACAUCUGAACUCGUCGAGAUUAUUGGACAAAAAUGUCCUAAUCUAACACAUUUAUCUUUAUCGUUAGCAACACCAGAAAUCCCUGUUUCAGUGUCUGGUUUAUUAACGUCAACACUUUAUCUUCGACAUUUUUCCAUUUACAUAAAUUCAGCAGAAUUUCCUUUUGCUACAACUGAGAAUUUACAUCAAUUCGCAAAAUCAUUUCCAAAAUCUCUUUUAUACUUUGGGUUUUAUAUGUCAAUUACUCCAUAUAUUUUGGAUUUCUUUUUAAAAGCAUGUCCAGCCUCAUUUCAGAUUUUAGCCGUAUAUAGACCAGAAAUUAUAGAUGAAAAUUUAUUAAAGGUUCUGAUAAAUUAUGCCAAUGAGAGAAAAUCUUUAAAAAAAUUAUUAUUGGAAGAUUUUUAUUCAUAUGAGGGAAGGGUCAUAACUGCUGCUUUAAAAGAAGCAAAAACCGUUAUACCCAUUAUUCAACAUACAAUUAGUUGUGAUGAACCAUACUCUGGGCCUGUAAUGGAUAAUCCAAGAGAUUUAGAUGAUGUGUGGGAUAAAGUGUGA
Molecule: messenger RNA, 1704 nt
Organism: Funneliformis mosseae
Lineage: Eukaryota; Fungi; Glomeromycota; Glomeromycetes; Glomerales; Glomeraceae
Source: the annotation of a GenBank genome assembly